CUUAUUUUGCUGAUUGUGCCUCAGGUAGAUGCUCUAGAAUUCAUCUUUCCGCUUUUGAGAAUCAAGUUCCCCUUGGCCCGUGUCAAUAUUGAUCCGGAACACACUGUGGAAAAUGACCGGUAUAAAAAAAAGGUUCACUGAGAUUCCCGUGCGGGAAGAACACAAUAGAAAGCAUCCAUCUACCCACCGAAUACAAAAGCCAUGUGCUGAUAGCGGCUUCCAUGGCUUCUGUCAGCUCCUCAACUCUCCCUCUCUCUCUCGCUCUCUCCCCACUUCUCUGUGUGUUCUGCUCGCUCUCAGAAGGAAGCCAGCGUCUGAUUGGUCGCCGGCUCACGGGGAGCGGGAUGCGGGAGCACAAGGAGGAGAGCGCAAAGAUGCGAUGAGGGAUUGCCACGGAACUUCCUUGUUCGGAUUGGGGGCUCUUUUCGCCACCCUUUUUCCAGAUCAAAUGGCGGACCGCUGGGGUCGCCGCCCGCACGGAGCCCCCCCUCACCGCGCCUCUGGAAUGAUGUGACCCCACUUGGACGCCGCACCCCGAAGCGGGGCUCAACAUGCCAGUGAUGAAGGGGCUCCUGGCCCCCCAGAACACCUUCCUGGACAACAUCGCCACUCGCUUCGACGGCACCCACAGCAACUUCCUGCUGGGCAACGCGCAGGGCCAGCGCGGCUACCCCAUCGUGUACUGCUCGGACGGCUUCUGCGAGCUGACGGGCUUCACGCGCACCGAGGUCAUGCAGAAGAACUGCAGCUGCCGUUUCCUGCACGGCGCCGACACCAGCGAGCGCGUGGCCCAGCAGAUGGAGAAGGCCCUGGAGGGACGCCACGAGUACCAGGCCCAGGUGCACUUCUACAGGAAGGACGGUGUGCCCUUCUGGUGCCUGCUGGACAUCGUGCCCAUCAAGAACGAGAAGGGCGAGAUGGUCCUCUUCCUCUUCUCAUUCAAGGACAUCACCGACAGCCACGGCAAAUGUCAGCGCAGCAGCACCAGGGAAGUUUUGGAGGAGGACAAGCGUCGGCGGAGGAAGGGCGGCUCCCGCCUGAACGAGGCCCGCAAGCGAGGGCGCGCCGUCUUGCACCAGUUGACCAGCCGCUUCUCCCGCCGGCCCAAAGGCGACGUCAACAUGGGCGGGAACAUGAUGGAUCGGCUUUCGGUGCCGGAGUACAAGGUGGCGGCGGUGCAGCGCUCUCGCUUCCUGCUGCUGCACUACAGCGUGUCCAAGGCGCUGUGGGACUGGCUGAUCCUGCUGGCCACCUUCUACGUGGCCGUCACGGUGCCCUACAACGUCAGCUUCACGCCCUACCACGACAACGCCGACGCCGCCGCCGCGCGCUCCACCAUCGUCAGCGACAUCGCCGUCGAGAUGCUCUUCAUCACAGACAUCAUCCUGAACUUCCGCACGACCUUUGUGAGCCAGUCGGGUCAGGUGGUGUACCAGUCGCGUUCCAUUUGCCUCCACUACGCCACCACCUGGUUCUUUGUGGACCUGGUGGCCGCUCUGCCCUUUGACCUCCUCUACGCUUUCAACAUCACAGUGACUUCACUGGUGCACCUGCUGAAGACGGUGCGUCUGCUGCGGCUGCUGCGGCUACUGCAGAAGCUGGACCGCUACUCGCAGUACAGCGCCAUGGUGCUGACGCUGCUCAUGUCCGUCUUUGCCCUCCUGGCCCACUGGAUGGCCUGCAUCUGGUACAUGAUCGGACGCAAGGAGCUCGACACCGGCCACACCUGGGAAAUCGGGUGGCUGCACGAGCUGGGCAAGCGUCUGGAAACGCCGUACGCCAACAGCACGGCGGGGGGGCCGUCGGUGCGCAGCGCCUACAUCGCCGCCCUCUACUUCACCCUCAGCAGCCUGACCAGCGUGGGCUUCGGCAACGUCUGCGCCAACACCGACGCCGAGAAGAUCUUCUCCAUCUGCACCAUGUUGGUGGGCGCGCUGAUGCACGCCCUGGUGUUCGGGAACGUGACGGCCAUCAUCCAGCGCAUGUACUCGCGGCGCUCACUCUACCACACGCGCAUGAAGGACCUGAAGGACUUCAUCCGCGUGCACGCGCUGCCCCAGCAGCUCAAGCAGCGAAUGCUCGAGUACUUUCAGACCACCUGGUCUGUCAACAACGGCAUCGACGCCAACGAGCUGCUGCACGACUUCCCCGACGAGCUGCGCGCCGACAUCGCCACGCACCUGAACAAGGACAUCCUGCAGCUGGCCGUCUUCAAGGGCGCCAGUCGCGGGUGCCUGCGCUCGCUCUCGCUGCACGUCAAGACGUCUUUCUGCGUGCCUGGCGAGUACCUCAUCCGCCAGGGCGACGCGCUGCACGCCAACUACUUUGUCUGCUCCGGAUCACUCGAGGUCCUGAAGGACGGCGUGGUGCUCGCCAUACUCGGAAAAGGCGACCUGAUCGGAUGCGACUUGCCGGAGAGCGAGCAGGUGAUCAAGACCAACGCGGACGUGAAGGCGCUCACCUACUGCGACCUUCAGUACGUCAGCGUGCGCGGGCUGAGGGAGGUACUUCACCUUUACCCCGAGUACGCCGGCGUCUUCGCCGCCGACAUCCACAACAACAUCACCUACAACCUGCGGGAGGGCAGCCAGGACCAGGGACUCGGCAGGUUUCCAAGGUCUCCCAGGAUCCUACAUGAAGCGCGACCGAGUCCCUUGGCGGAAACGAGCAAGCAGGAGAAUUCGUCGCCGUCGGCGCGAUCGCGCCGCAACCUGCUGUUGCCCAACCUGAGCAGCCCCGUGCGCCGCACCUCCCUGGGCAACCUGCUGGGCGACGAGCUGCGGCAGUUCAACGCGCUGCGACGCUGCCGCUCGCCCAACCUCCGCCGCGGCUUCCUCGGGCCCGGCGCCGCCGCCGCCCCCUCGCCUCCGACUCCGGCCAAACCGCAGCGCGCCUCCUCCGCCCUCCAGUCGGGCGAGGAGCGCAAAGCUCCCGAGCUCCUCAUCCCCACCGUCACCUGCUUUGGCCCCCCCGACCUCAGUCCCAGGGUGGUGGACGGCAUCGAGGACAACGGGCACGUGUUCCAUUUCAACGUGGAGCACGCCGGGCCACGGGACAAAAGAGGUCGCGGGGGAGCCCAAGAUUCCACGCGGGUGAACGGCCAUCUCUUCUUGGAGACUGAGGAAGUCCGGCAGAGUAUCGGUCAACUCCACCAAAAGAUGGCCUCGUUAAACCAAGAAGUCUCGGAGCUGGCCGACGGCCUGCGCAGCAUCGUCCACCUCCUCCAGGCUCACUUCAACGCCCAUCAGAAUUCGUACCUCCGCCACCAGGGGGCGCCCGCUGAGCCUGGCCACCGAAGCCACCCGGCCACCGCCCGGUGCCCGAACGCUACCUUUUUGUCCGCGACGCCGACGUCGGGUCCGACCGCCAUCAGCCGAUCCCAGCCCGCUUUGGACCUGCGCCCCGAUGCCGACCCCCUCGCCGACCUCCCGCCGGGCGGUUCUUACCCCCUUCUCGGCCUGCUGCAAACCUCACACGAGGACGUCGCGUCUUUCGUUCAAGACUCGCAUCCCUCUUUGAUACCCGCUUGCACAUCCCCGUCCUCACCUCGAUUGGCCCACCCGGGUCUCGAUCUGAACCACCACGGUGAGGAGCGCCCGCAGGGCAGCCGCAGAGAACGCGAAAGCACGUCCAGGUCCAGCGUUGGCGUACAGACGCAGAGUAGCGAGCAGUCGUGGUUUCUGGAACUCGCGGAUUAAAAAAAAAAUGCUUUUGUUUUUUUUUUUCAAUCGGCGUUUCCCCAACACCACCGACGAAAAGACUUGGAGGAACCCCACAAGGCCAUCGAGCCUCACUUGAGGCCCUCACGCUCCUCCGCGCUUUUUAUCGUUGCUAUGCAAAGAAGGCAUUUCUAAUCGAAGCUUUUCUCAAAUGAUGAGACGGCCGUCGGAGUUUACAACAAAACUUUUUCUUACCCCCCCCCUGAAACGCAUUUUACGCCCUGGCAUGGUCAACAUAUUCUUUUUUUUUUUUUUUUUUUUGAAGGAAAAGCUUUCCAAAUGGACUUGUUUGCAUUGGCUGAGCCACAGGCGCUUUGUGGAAAGCAAACGCCAUUGCAAAUACGCUCGCAUGAAACAAAGUCCAACCGCCCCGAUGGGUGGAUUGCAUUACAUCACAUCACUGCAGCAAAAAAAUGACAUAAAAUGAAAAAAAAAAUGACACCAAAUGAACAUCCCGAUGAUAAGUCGGUAACUAUUCCUGUAUGUACUGAAAUUGGGCUCUAUACCUCUUCUCGGGGCCAAUUCUAAUUCCACCAAGUGAUUUGGUCUGAUUGCUACCAAAGAGUCAACGCAGUCAAAGUUAAACAGUAGCUAAUCAUCUGUGGAAAGCUUUGAAACGUUCCCACAUUGCUUCAUGUUGUAUUUUUUUUUGGGGGGGGGGGGGGAUGAGGGGAGGGGAGGUCGCUAUGAACCAUGUGUUUCAA
Hippocampus zosterae (dwarf seahorse) is the source of this 4423-nucleotide messenger RNA. Its product is annotated as potassium voltage-gated channel subfamily H member 4-like. Gene Ontology annotation, cellular component: membrane. Lineage: Eukaryota; Metazoa; Chordata; Actinopteri; Syngnathiformes; Syngnathidae. The record is from RefSeq and is a predicted model, not a curated record. The transcript is spliced from 16 exons. The coding region runs from base 552 to 3698 and encodes 1048 amino acids. Gene Ontology annotation, molecular function: voltage-gated potassium channel activity. Gene Ontology annotation, biological process: potassium ion transmembrane transport; regulation of membrane potential.